Messenger RNA from Cricetulus griseus (Chinese hamster), 1868 nucleotides. The record is from RefSeq and is a predicted model, not a curated record. Lineage: Eukaryota; Metazoa; Chordata; Mammalia; Rodentia; Cricetidae.
AGCAGACACUGUGUCCUGAGUUUCUUUUGUACCUGAGAACAAAAGGUACCUUUUGUACCUGUGUCUUUGCUCUCCCACACAUGGGUGAGCUCCAUACCAGGGCCCCUUAGUGUUCCUUUUCUUAGAUGGGUGUUUAGAUUGGGAAGAUCCGAUCCCAGGAGAGGGAGACAAUAUUCCUCUGGUUCCCCUAAAGAUGUAAGAGGUGGUGACGGGAAGGUAUGGGGAGCAAACUGAUCUGGUUUGAAUAGGUCCAGGCACUGAUUCCUGGACCGUGGGAAUAUGUGACCUGACAUGACAAAAGGGACCUUUCUUUCAGGCAUGACCACUCGAGUCGAAGAUCCAGAAGUGGGAGAUGAUCCUGGAUUCUCAGCUAUACAAACUCAGGGUCCCGAAAGAUACUCUUUUUCCCAGCUUGCUGCACCUCAGCACCUAGAUCUUCACCUGUACAAUAACGAGCAGAUUCUAAGUUGGGAGCCGCCACCCCCCAGCAACGACACAAGACCAGUGGUCUACCAGGUGGAGUUUAAAUAUGUUGAUGGUUCCUGGAAUAAGUUCACAGAGGUAAACUGUACAGACAUCACAGUGACGAAGUGUGACUUCACCAGAGGUGGCCGCUUGAGGGGUUUCUCGGGUAUAUACUCUGUUUCCUUGAGAGUUCGAGCCAAGCAAGGAGAGCGCACCUCUGACUGGGUCACCUCGACUGAGUUUCAACGCUAUUGUAAUGUUACUGUUGGGCCUCCAAAAACUAUCUCAGUGAUCCCAGGAAAAGGCUCCCUCAUCAUCCAUUUCUCACCUCCCUUUGAUGUGACUAGUGAAGCAACUUUUGAGUACCGUGUCCGUUACUGGGAAAAAACAGGAGCCCAACAGGUGAGGGGCCCGUUCAAGGAGAACUCGGUUGUGCUGAGUAACUUGAAGCCAUUCAGAGUGUACUGUCUACAAACCGAGGCACAGCUGACGGUGCAAAACAACAACUGUCGGCCUGGGCUUUCGUUAAGCAACGUGUCUUGCCAUGAAACAACAGCAGAUGCAUCAACCAGGCUGCAAGUCACCCUGAUCGCCGUGGGGACCUUUUCAUUGCUACUGGUGCUGACUGGGGCCUGCUUCUUCCUGUUCCUCAGAUACCAAAGCCGGGUGAAAUACUGGUUUCAAGCUCCACCAACCAUCCCGGAACAAAUACAGGAGUAUUUAAAGGACCCAGACCAGCCCAUCUUAGAUGCCUUGGACAAGGACCACUGCUCAAAGGACGAUGCUUGGGACUCUGUGUCAAUUGUGUCCUCUCCAGAAAAGGAGCAGGAUGUGCUGCAAACACUAUGAGCCAGGCACUGGUCCCUGAUUGCCCAGGACGAUGACCCAGGGUGCUGCCGCCAUUCGGCCUGGACUCUGCAGAGACCACCAAUGCCCUGCGGACUUCCGCCUCAGGAAGGACAUUGAGGGGAAGAUGCUAUACUGUUUAUUCUUUAUGAGUUCUGGAUCAUACAAGUAUCUAAAAGGAUUCCACGGGAAAAUAUCUCAGGAAAAAAAGGUUUCUCUUAAACACUAAAAAGGUAUACAAUCAUUUACGGACAGCACAGCUCCUGGCCUGUGAUGCUCUCUUCUUUGUUUGCUGCCCUGGCUGAUGAGAGCCUGGGGCCUCCCUUCACUUUGCGUUGUCCCAGCUGUCCCAGCCUGUCACAAAGAGGGGCCCUUUGUGUCCCCUUCAUGUCCACUGUGGUGGCUUAAAUGCGACUAUCCUGGGCGCAUUGUUUGGACAAGGUCCACCCCAGCACCUCACACACACAACAGUGAUUAAUCCUGUAAAUAGUGUCAUGAUAAUUUAAGCCAUUUUUUAAAACUAGAAAUAAAGGAUGUAUAUUGAACUUUUAAAAAAA